Megalops cyprinoides (Indo-Pacific tarpon) is the source of this 1428-nucleotide messenger RNA. RefSeq lists its product as uncharacterized. The transcript is spliced from 8 exons. NCBI's taxonomy places the organism in Eukaryota, Metazoa, Chordata, Actinopteri, Elopiformes, Megalopidae. The record is from RefSeq and is a predicted model, not a curated record. The coding region runs from base 91 to 876 and encodes 261 amino acids.
AAAAUAAAUAUUCAUUUCAAAUUAGAUGAUAGUCAUACAGACAGUCUGAGUCUUCCGGAUAGGUAUCGGGAUCAUUUUGCCGGCUUGGGAAUGGCAGCAGUGAGCGCUACAGAACCGCUUUGCCAACCUUGCACAUACGAUGCCAAAUUCAAAGUGGAGGUUCACUUGAAGAAGCCUCUGAUGCCGAUUCACCUGAGCAGCGAGCAGGUGGGCAUGGAGAUGCUGUGCCUUUGUAGCCAGUUGGACCUCCUGAUCAGGGCACAGGUGCACCAGUUCCAAGAACAGCUCAAGCAAGACACCAGCCCGGUGGAGUCUGAUUCCUUCCAAAGACAGAGUGCCGAGAUUAUAGAACGGAUGUACCUUUGCCUAGAGCACCUGCCCAAACCUGUGCCGCAGCUAGAGGACUAUAUGGAUGCAGUGGGCUUGUCCACCAUGUUCCCACGUGUGGAGGUCUUCAUCAUACAUGGCAGCCCAGUGGAUAUGCUGGAGAAACCAGCCAUGGAUGACUACUUUCCCCACAUUGGGAAGCUGAACCAGUUGCUGGUUCUUAGCCAGCAGCUGGAGGACGACGUGAAGCAUCUGGGAAGCCACAAGUACAUCGCACAUCAGCUGUCCGUCAUAUACCAAGUCCUCAGUUCUUUCAAAGGUAUCCUGCCAUUAUCCAUUCUAAAGAGGGACAUUGAAGCCAACUUCAAACAACUUAAAAUGUCCCUGGUGACUGAGGAGGGGUCCAAACAGGAGCCACAGUUACCUGCACAUUACGUCAGCUGGAUACUGGAUGUGACUCAGAGCAUUGUAUCUUCUGUGUCCUCACUACCUGAGGAACUGACCGAAGCCCUCAGUCCCGCCAUGGACUUCGUCUCCAGCCUCACAUGACCCCAGCCUGCAUGGCCUCCCCUGCAGCUCCAUGCUUCCAGAAUGGCUAGUGUCAGAUGGGAGUCUGGACGGGUGUGCAUGCACACUGCUGCUCAAUGGAUCAAUUCAUGGGGACUGAGUGUUGGGUAAAGGCCAUUCAGCCAUUGUAAUAUACGGAAAGAAUAGGCUGUUGUAUGUUUUAACAUUGUACUAUACAGUACUGUACUUCACAUUUAAGAAUACGAUAUUAAGCUUUCAGUUAUUCCUGGGCUGGGCUAUGAUGCUGAAAGGCAUUUGUCUCGGCGCUGCCAGAGUAUGAUCAGAAUGAAAAAAGUACUAUUUUUAGAUUUUUGGACACUUUGCUUUUUCGCUAGGUGGUAGAGAUUUAUCUGCAGAUUUAUUGUCUCUUUUCCCUUGUUUCCUUGGAAUAUUUAAUUCAUUUUGCAUUUGCAUUUAUCUGUCCAAAGUGCCAUGCUAUACACACACCAUAUUUCAUUCUGCGUAUGUGUAUAUCAGGCAAUCCAUGUUAUAACCUGGUGCUCAAUAGAGAGGUGAAAGGGUGCCAACAGACAA